GGAGCCCACCUCGUCCGUGGCCGCCCAGAUCCUGGCCACGGUCUCCAUCCUCUUCGUCAUCGUGUCCAUGGUGGUGCUGUGCGCCAGCACCCUGCCCGAGUGGCGGGCGGCGGAGAACCGCAGCGUGGAGGAGCAGAGCAGGAUCAUUGAAGCUAUCUGCAUAGGCUGGUUCACUGCCGAGUGCAUUGUGAGGUUCAUCGUCUCCAAAAACAAGUGUGAGUUUGUCAAGAGACCCCUGAACAUCAUUGAUUUGCUGGCAAUCACUCCUUACUACAUCUCUGUGCUAAUGACAGUUUUCACAGGGGAAAAUUCUCAGCUCCAGAGGGCUGGAGUCACCUUGAGGGUCCUUAGGAUGAUGAGGAUUUUUUGGGUGAUUAAACUUGCCCGUCACUUCAUUGGUCUUCAAACACUUGGUCUGACUCUGAAGCGUUGUUACAGAGAGAUGGUAAUGCUUCUUGUCUUUAUCUGUGUUGCUAUGGCAAUUUUUAGUGCACUUUCACAACUCCUUGAAAAUGGGCUGGACUUGGGAACAAAGAAUAAGGAUUUUGCCAGCAUCCCUGCUGCUUGUUGGUGGGUAAUAAUCUCCAUGACCACGGUUGGUUAUGGUGACAUGUGCCCCAUCACUAUACCUGGAAGGAUUCUUGGUGGAAUUUGUGUGGUUAGUGGAAUUGUUUUAUUAGCAUUGCCUAUUACUUUCAUCUAUCAUAGCUUUGUGCAAUGUUAUCAUGAGCUCAAGUUCCGAUCUGCGAGGUACAGCAGAAGCCUUUCUGCUGAAUUCUUAAAUCAAUGAGUGUGCCUGCUUUUUGUAAUAGUGCUUUGCUUAGCCUUGGUGGAAGAGAAGAUGGACACUGCUUGUGCACACCCAUUUUGCUGGAUGAUCUAAGGAAUUGCAUAGUCAUCAGCCUCAGAAAUACAUCAGUCACCAUGCUCAUCUGAAGGAUAACUAUUUGCUUUGGGUCUCAUGGUAAGAAGUGUGAUCACCAGUUUAUUUGAAUCUGAUGUUGAGAUCUGAAAGGAAGAAAAUCGUAUCUUCCAAAAUAACAGUGAGCCUGGAAAGUUCUCAAGACCUCAUGGGGUCUGAACUUCUCUCUGCCCGUCCAGACAACUACACACACAAAGCAUGGGCUUGGUACCAAGAAAGAGGAUGGCCUGCGGCUCAGUGGGAAUUGCAGGUACCCACCCUUCUUCAUACUGAUAUCCCAUAGCCUUCCAAGGAAGCUAUAGCAGAUAUCAUUCUAACGUUUUUAAAUCUAGAGUUUCCUUGGAGGAGUAGAUACCUUGUUGACAUAAAACCUGCUUUAGAAGGGUUGGCAUUGGAGAAGAAUUCCUGCUACUUUUAGUUCCUCCAAGUCAUGCAGCAGUUGGAAUAAUCUGAUUCUGCAGUUGAAGGAAGAGGAAAAGAAUUUGAAUACACAAAGCAAAGAGAGUCUCCCAGCCCAGUUCUGAUGUCACGUAAAGCCACAGUGACAGUGAAGUCAGUGGAGUUACUCCAGAUUUUUACUGGAAUAACCAAGAUGAGUGUACUUCCCUUUCUAUUUUGUGUCAUAUGCUUAACCACAACUGCCAUGUCUCUGAAAGUAAGAUAUACAGUAGCAACUAAGGUCAUAUUUUAUAAAGAUCAGAGUAAAAUCGAGUUGUUGAUGAUGUGAUCAAUAUUUCAACUGGUAGUUCAAUGGGAUAGAGAUUAGGGUUGUACACAAAUUUGAAACGUACACAAUCUACUAAGUAUAAGCUUUGAUUUUCCACCAUCCCUUUUUAUUAACCACAAAUAUCACCUUAUAGAGAAAUAGUAUUCCAAGGAACAUGAUGUGAGUCUGUCAUUUGAGAUGUUCUAAAAUUUCCUGCACAAAGCACUAGAAAAGAGGUCUGCAGUGUCUGUUUCCAUUUUCAAAUUGUAUGAUUAUUCUUAUUGAAAGACCUAUUGUGAAUUGAUGCAAUUAAUUUAAAUUUUAACAACUGUAAAGCAGCCCAGGUGAUAUUAAAAAGUAGCAUUUUAGCUGGGUAGAAGCAGUGCUUAACAAAAAAUAUAUUUUCCCCUGUAAGUAUGGAAUUAAGAUGAAGUUAGGUUUUCACGUUUCAUAUAAUACAUUUCUUAUGUAGUACUGCUUUAUAACAUUAUUAAAUAUGACUUUGGAAAGUUACCAUGUAGAACUGUGCUGUUAAAUAUUAAAACAAAUUUAGGCACAGCUAAACCAAUACUAUUUACCACCCACCAUUAACAGGAAGGCUACGUCUAGACUACAUCCCUUUUUCGGAAAAGGGAUGUAAAUUAGACGUAUUGCAAUUGCUAAUGAA
Pelodiscus sinensis (Chinese soft-shelled turtle) is the source of this 2295-nucleotide messenger RNA. It is a transcript of the gene KCNG3, whose product is annotated as potassium voltage-gated channel modifier subfamily G member 3. NCBI's taxonomy places the organism in Eukaryota, Metazoa, Chordata, Testudines, Trionychidae. Gene Ontology annotation, biological process: potassium ion transmembrane transport; action potential; protein homooligomerization. Gene Ontology annotation, molecular function: delayed rectifier potassium channel activity; protein binding. The record is from RefSeq and is a predicted model, not a curated record. Gene Ontology annotation, cellular component: voltage-gated potassium channel complex; membrane.